Podospora pseudocomata is the source of this 1446-nucleotide messenger RNA. RefSeq names its product Arp complex subunit (gene ARC35). The transcript is spliced from 4 exons. Gene Ontology annotation, cellular component: Arp2/3 protein complex; actin cytoskeleton. Gene Ontology annotation, biological process: Arp2/3 complex-mediated actin nucleation; actin filament polymerization. Gene Ontology annotation, molecular function: structural constituent of cytoskeleton; actin filament binding. Bases 245 to 1201 code for a protein of 318 amino acids. Lineage: Eukaryota; Fungi; Ascomycota; Sordariomycetes; Sordariales; Podosporaceae. The record is from RefSeq and is a predicted model, not a curated record.
CGAUAAGAUAAGAAUUGCAAAGGUGAAAACACCGACACUAGCCACACCCGUCGGCAGGGGUUCAGUGGCUGCGGCUCCAGGAAUUGCGGGGCAGUAGCUUCAGGGGAGGGGCCUGGUCCGCAGCUUGUCGCAAGCCGAGCAACGUCAGCCUUCCCAGUUGCAACUGACAGGCCCCACUAAAGCUUUCCCCCAACUUCAUCAUCAACACCAUAGCUACCCGUCGAAGCCGAAACCAGGGGACAAGAUGUUGCUGCUCGAUUACCAGAAUGUGCUGAUACAAACGGUGCUCACGGAGCGUUUCUCCGGAGCACCCCCCGUGUCCAUCGACCAGACCGUGUCCGACUUUGACGGCGUCAUCUUCCACAUCUCCACCCCCGACACCAAGACGAAGAUUGUUGUGUCUAUGCAAAUCCGCUGCUACAAGGACCUUGUUCGUUACGGCGCUGAGGAGCUCCUGGCUGAGGAAUAUGGCCCGUAUGUUAUCCCGCCCGAGCCGGGUUAUGACUUUUCCCUCCAGAUCGACCUCGAGAAUCUCCCAGAGGACAAGGAAGCCCGCGAUGCGUUGAUCAUGAAGAUUGCUCUGUUGAAGCGCAAUGCCAUGGCUGCCCCUUUUAAGCAGGCGUACGAGGAGCACUACCACCUGAAGGCCGAGGCGGCCAAGUUCACAUCCGAAGAAGCGCCACAGGGUGUCAAGGAGGGCGGGUCCGUGAAGGCUAUUCAGUACCGUGAGGAGGAGGCGAUCUAUGUCAAGGCCAGUCAUGAUCGCGUCACUGUUAUUUUCAGUACCGUGUUCAGGGAGGAGACGGAUCGCGUGUUUGGAAAGGUGUUCAUCCAGGAGUUUGUGGAUGCCCGCCGGAGAGCUAUUCAGAACGCGCCUCAGGUGCUGUUCAGGAAUGAUCCACCAUUGGAGUUGCAGGGUGUGCCGGGUGUGAAGAAUACCGGCACCGGGGAGAUUGGUUAUGUUACUUUUGUUUUGUUCCCUCGCCACUUGACUCCUCAGCGUAUGAAUGAUGUUAUUUCACAUAUUCAGACCUUCCGCGAUUACUUCCACUACCAUAUCAAGGCCUCCAAGGCUUAUAUCCACACUCGGAUGAGAAGGCGGACGGCAGACUUCCUCCAGGUCCUCCGGAGAGCGAGACCAGAGAACGAAGAAAAGGAGCGCAAGACAGCGAGCGGGAGAACCUUCAAGGCUGGAAACUAGUUUGUUUGGGGCGUGUUUUGGAGUUGAGCGUCUUUUAUGGAUGUUGUGUAUAGGGUAGAGCAAUGCAAGCAACGGUCGGGUGACUAAUUUACAGACAAGACCUUGGAUCGCUGCUCCUUCCCACAUCACUGCGUUACCGCAUCAACCACUGCCACAUCAACACGUUACCCCUUCAUCAUGUCAACACACUACCCCUUGGCCACAGUAAUCCAUUACCCUUUAUAGAAUUGGCGCAUUGCCCCUUC